This is a messenger RNA of Rotaria sp. Silwood1, 1794 nucleotides long. The record is from the annotation of a GenBank genome assembly. NCBI's taxonomy places the organism in Eukaryota, Metazoa, Rotifera, Eurotatoria, Philodinida, Philodinidae.
AUGUCAUUGGAAAGAUUAGCAAAUGAAUUAUUCUUAGAUAUAUUUGAAUAUUUAUCCGAUGUUGAUUUAUUUCAUGGUUUUCGUGAAUUAAAUAUUCGUAUUGAUAAUCUUAUUAUAAAACAUUUUAAAAAUCAUAAACAUAUUGAUUUUCGUUUAAUAUUCAAAGAAGAUUUAAAUAUAAUUCGUCGAAAAUAUCUUCCAUUAUUUAUAAAUGAAAUAAAAUCAAUUUAUCUUUCUGAUAAUGAUACAAAUCCACAUGAACUUGAUAUAUUUAUAUCACGUUUAUAUCCACUUUAUCGAUUUGAAAAUCUUCAAUCAAUAAAAUUUUAUAAUAUUUAUUCAAUUGAAAAAAUAAAUAGAAUUCUUAAUGAUUUAAAACAUUUAUCUUAUUUAACACAUCUUUAUUUAAAACAAACAUAUAUUAAAUAUGAUCCAAAUAUAAUUCUUAUUAUGAUGAAUAAUAUAUGGAGUUUAUCUUAUUUAACACAUUGUUGUUUAGAUAUUUUUUUUGAAGAUAUUUCUCAUUUAAUACCUCCAACAGUAAUAUCAUGUACUCUUAAAUAUUUAUCAAUAUCAGGUGUACAAUGUGAUUUAGAUAAUUUAUCACUAUUAUAUGAACAUACACCAUAUAUUGAAUAUAUAUAUAUUAAUUUAUGGGAUCCAUAUAAUGAUCAUUAUCAAUUAUCUUUAAUACCUUCAGUAACAAUAUUGAAAUUGAAAUGUCAAAGUUCAUCAAGAAUAAUUCAAGCACUUUUACGAAAAAUGCCAAAUUUAAUUAAUUUAACAGUUGAAACAAAAAUAAUUCAAAUCGAUGGACAUAUGUGGAAAGAUAUUAUUGAAAAAUAUUUAUUACAAUUAAAUAUAUUUAAUCUUAAAAUGGAAUUUGAAAUUAUUGAUUAUGAUAAUAUUGAACAAGAAAUUGAUCGAAUUAUUAAUUCAUAUAAAAAUCAAUUUUGGAUUGAUAAACAUAAAUGGUUUGUUAGAUGUUUUUGUUAUACUGAAAAUGAAAGAAGUUUUAUUCAUCUUCAUACAUUACCUUAUGUUUUUCAAAAUUUUUCUAUUAAUAUUAAUGAAAAUUUUUUAUUUAAAUCAACUUCUCAACAAGAUAAACAUUAUUUAACAUAUAAUUAUGUUCAAGAUUUAAAAUAUUCAUCUACAACAUCUGAACAUAUUUAUUUACCUAAUAUUCUAUUUUCAAAUGUUCGACAUUUAACAUUAACACUUCCACAUGAUGAUCAUUUACGAUUUUUAGUUCCUCGAUUUAAUAAUUUAAUAUUUCUUGAAAUACGAAUGAGUACUUGGGAACAUUAUGAUAAUGAUUUAAUUCAAUUACAAACGUUACUUGAUCAAGCACCGAAUCUUUAUUAUCUUAAAUUUCAUUCAUGGUUAUCAGGAGUAUCAAAAGCUGAAAAUAAAAAUAAAAAAACUUCAAAUAGAAAUGUUUGGAAAAUGCCACCAUUUUCGAAUCGAAGUUCAUCUGUUCGUUAUCUUGAUUUACGAGGAUUUAAUAAUUCUGGUGAUUAUCAAUAUUAUAAUGAUCAACAAUGUUCAGCAUUAAUUCGUUCACCAUUAGGUAAUCAAUGUGAAUUUCUUGUUAUUGGAGUUGAAAAACGAACAAAUAUAAUUGAUCUUGUUAACAAAAUGAAUCAUCUUCGAGCAUUGAAUGUUCGUUGUUGUGAUAGAAAAAAAAAUGAUGAUGAAUUAAUUAAAUGGUUACAAUCACGUUUACCAUCAACAUGUUCAUUUGCAAAAGAUUCAAGAUUUUCGAAUGAUAUUCGAUUGUGGAUUCGUUAA